Aphanomyces astaci is the source of this 366-nucleotide messenger RNA. RefSeq lists its product as hypothetical. The record is from RefSeq and is a predicted model, not a curated record. Bases 1 to 366 code for a protein of 121 amino acids. Lineage: Eukaryota; Oomycota; Saprolegniomycetes; Saprolegniales; Verrucalvaceae. Gene Ontology annotation, biological process: glycerol catabolic process. Gene Ontology annotation, cellular component: cytosol. The transcript has a single exon. Gene Ontology annotation, molecular function: glycerone kinase activity.
AUGACAACGGCGUUCAAAAUGAUCAAUUCGCCGACCUCGGUGGUCGAUGAGAUGCUGCGUGGCUUGGUGCACUCGUCCCCGGAUCUGUGCCUUGUCCCUGACUACCGAAUCGUCCUGCAUCGCGACUACAAUGACCUCAAGCAGCGCCAAGUAACCCUGUUGUCUGGAGGUGGAAGCGGCCACGAGCCAGCUCAUGCUGGAUACAUUGGACAUGGCAUGCUUACGGGGGUCAUCUGCGGUGACGUAUUUGCGUCCCCAAGUACCAAGCAGGUGUUGACUGCGAUUCGGCUGGCUGCGGGUCCCCACGGGUGUUUGAUUAUCGUCAAGAACUACACAGUAAGCAAGCAUUCAAUGAAACCACCUUGA